GGCCUGACCAGAGCAUCUGUUCUCAUGUUUAAAUAUCACAAACCGUCAUUGUUGUGGGUUUGUUGUUGCCUGGGCUCCCUUCAUUUUGGUCAAGCUUGUACUCCCCCCCUGCCUCUUCAAAUGCAUUCAUACAACUAGUUCUUGAGCAGCCAUGAAAACAACCAAACGCUGUGCCCGGAAAAGAGCGCCUCCGAAUGGUUAUAUAUGCUUUACGUUAGGUGGAACCUUCCACGCCCGGAGAGUAUCAUAUAGCAAUGAAAGACGAGAACAGGUACAUGAGGUCCGCAAGGUUGGUGCAUGUCUUCGAUGUCACUUGCUUAAGAAAUCCUGCUCACGAGGAAAUCCGUGCACAACAUGUGUGCGCGCUGCAGAGAACAAAAUUGCUUCUUGCUCACUGGCCUGGAUGGAUUGCGUAAGGCCUUCAUUGAUGAACGUGACAAUCUACGGCUUGGAAGCUCGAUUUGAUCCCGAUAUCGGUCUAGGUGGUGUACCAGUGCUACAAUACCUUACCCAUGGAGAUCUGGAUUUAAAAUUCGAUAUACCUUUUCAAUGGAACAUUGACGAGCUUUCUACCUUUGUGGCUGGCUGGCUUGUGCGCGACCACGACGCUUCCAGAGCCAGUAUGGCAGGACUUCUGUCAUCAGCGUCACUGCUGUCGAUUAUCUCCGAUCUGAUUGGUUCUGAAAUCGCCCAAGUCUUCAAAUGGCUUGUCUCCACAUCAUCCAUGAUUUUCAACACAUGCAGUGGAAAUGUCGUAUAUUCUCAAAAUUCCACUGAUAUCAGAAUACUCCGCCACUGUGGAUACCGAUUGCUUUUGCACCUAGAGUCUCAUAUCAAGCCUAUGACCCUGGCUCGCCUGAGAAAGCAUGAACUCUACGCCAUGUUCUUACUGCUUCUUGGAUGCAUCAUAUCGUCGAAAUAUGUAGCCGAAAGCCUUGGUGACUUGUCACGGCUCCCUCUGGCCGUAGAUCAAUCGACUGCAGUUCAGCAUGCGCAGCCAUCGUCUAUUACGCAUUCCGAUGAAGAGCGCGGAACGGAACUCAUCAGGCUUCUGGCACACCAUAUGGUGUAUCUUGGUCAGUCCACUGGUCUUCUCCAAGAUAGGGUGAGCAAAACUCUCAUUGCAUAUCUGACUUCGACUCCAUGGCAGAAAAAGCUUGUACCACCCACGAACCAGGUGGAGGUCGAUUUGUGGCCUCCUAAUCAUUCUUCCAGAUACCUCUUUUCCCCGGCCGAGACUAAAUCUCCGCUGGUCGAAGACAGCAUAUCUGCGAAUGAUCCAGACAGUUCCAUUUGUCACAAGGGUUUGAAGAGGACGUUACGCGAUCUGCCUAGCAUAGGACGAAACAAACAUCUUGAAAAUGCGUUGUGCGAAGUCGCAAGCUGUUCCAGGUGCCAUAUCGCAGAGAGCUCUCUGGAUUAUCUUGAGGAACGUCAAUAUCAUAAUAGGUCAUGGUUUCUUUGUAAGAGCUGUUCACGCAGUAUAUAUUUGCGAGGUGAUCUCGCUUCGAGAGGUGGUGGUGGCACUGGCAGCACAGUUGGACAAUCGUUUGCGCACAGCAGUAAUUUCGUCACGACUGCUUUUGAGAAGCCUUCGUAUGCUAACUUAAAUUCUCGCAAACCCACGACUUCCGGAUCUAAUAACACAGCAGCGGAAGUGAGUAAAGACCUGCCUACACUGUUCAACUUUAAUCAGCCAUUAAAUAACAAUUUGGGUCCCCCUUCGCCUUUGGACUUUAAUGUUGCAUGCUUCGAUCCAAGCCUGCCGACCAACGAUAUCGACACGACAUUGGUCUUACAGCUCGACAACACAGAGCAAUGGCCUUGUCUUAGGCGCAUACCAACACCGCAACCAGAACAGGACCUCGAGCUCGAACGGCACAUGUGAGAAUUCGAGGAAAUGCACACUGGGUGCCUUUUAACGGAUAGUAGUGGUCUUGAUCAGCAUUCUUUACCCAGCAGCGUCGUACUUGCGGGCAGGUGCGGUGAUGAGAUACCUACGUUGUUCACAUCAGAGCUGGGGUCUUCGAUCAAGGCGCUGCAGAACAGACUUUUGUUGUAGGCGUUUGGCAAGUUCUUGAAUGUCGUAAUUUUGCAGAUACUGGGAACUGACACUGAAAAUAAUAAGCGAAUAACAAGUUUUCUAUCUAGGCCCCUAGUGCCUUGGACGUCAUCAACUAAUUCUCGCUUGCAUGUCAGUUUGAUUCUUUGAAUUCCACAUGGUAUACUUGCUUCAAUGCUGCUGCUGCAGCUAACACAUGCGCAUUUUUCAUCGUCUAUGUGUGCUCGGCUUUUCCCAGCUACGCAAAAGCGUGCUACCACAAAGUCGUCAGGUCCAAAAUACGCGCAUCAUGCUAUUUUGACCCAUUGGCGCUCUGCGAACGGAGCUGUCGAAACUUAGUGUAUCAGACGGAAAAGUUACAGCAAUGCUACAGUAGGACUUGACCUCCAUGAGAAAUGCCAAUA
This is a messenger RNA of Verruconis gallopava, 2466 nucleotides long. RefSeq lists its product as hypothetical. Gene Ontology annotation, biological process: regulation of DNA-templated transcription. NCBI's taxonomy places the organism in Eukaryota, Fungi, Ascomycota, Dothideomycetes, Venturiales, Sympoventuriaceae. The transcript has 3 exons. The record is from RefSeq and is a predicted model, not a curated record. Bases 152 to 1888 code for a protein of 578 amino acids. Gene Ontology annotation, molecular function: zinc ion binding; DNA-binding transcription factor activity, RNA polymerase II-specific.